Messenger RNA from Spirometra erinaceieuropaei, 231 nucleotides. The record is from the annotation of a GenBank genome assembly. NCBI's taxonomy places the organism in Eukaryota, Metazoa, Platyhelminthes, Cestoda, Diphyllobothriidea, Diphyllobothriidae.
AUGCGUCCUGAAUCGUCGCUCCACAAUCUCCGACAAGGCCAUGACCGGCUCCCCCAAGUGGAAAUCAACAUCGACCUGGAUUUCCCGCCCUCCCUUCCACAGAGCAUCCGCGACGUGGAACAACUCUUCAGCAAGAAAGCACCAGACUCCGAUUCUACCUCGGCUGAGAUCUACAAACACAACGGCCACCGUCUGAAGGAUCGCCUAACAGCGCUCAUGCAGGAGAUGUAA